Molecule: messenger RNA, 2520 nt
Organism: Saccharomyces mikatae IFO 1815
Lineage: Eukaryota; Fungi; Ascomycota; Saccharomycetes; Saccharomycetales; Saccharomycetaceae
Gene: BRO1
Product: Bro1p
Exons: 1
Coding region: 1-2520 (839 amino acids)
Biological process (GO): protein transport to vacuole involved in ubiquitin-dependent protein catabolic process via the multivesicular body sorting pathway
Cellular component (GO): endosome
Molecular function (GO): protein binding
Source: RefSeq, a predicted model, not a curated record
AUGAAACCUUAUCUAUUUGACUUAAAGCUGAAAGACACUGAGAAGUUGGACUGGAAAAAAGGCCUCUCUUCAUAUCUUAAAAAAACAUACGGCUCUUCACAGUGGAGAACAUUUUAUGAUGAGAAAACAACUUCAGAUCUUGAUCAUUUGAGGAACAAUGCAAAUGGAGAGCUUGCACCCUCUUCAUUGUCAGAACAAAACCUAAAGUAUUACUCAUUUUUGGAGCAUCUUUACCUUCGCCUGGGUAGCAAAGGAUCAAGAUUGAAAAUGGACUUCACUUGGUAUGAUGCAGAAUAUUCUUCUGCGCAAAAAGGGUUGAAGUACACACAACAUACUUUGGCAUUUGAAAAGUCUUGUACUUUGUUCAAUAUUGCCGUAAUCUAUACUCAAAUAGCUGGGGAGAAUAUCAAUGAUAACUAUAAAAACUCAAUCACGAAUUUGACAAAAGCUUUUUCCUGUUUUGAAUUUCUGUCAGAAAACUUUUUGAACUCACCUUCUAUUGAUCUUCAAUCUGAGAACACUAGAUUUUUGGCCAAUAUUUGCCAUGCAGAAGCUCAAGAACUAUUUCUUUUAAAAAUACUGAACGAACAAGUAUCAUCCAAGCAAUAUACAUUGAUCAGUAAACUUUCUAGAACUACCUGUAACCUUUAUCAGAAAUGUCACGAUUUUAUGAAAGAUAAAGAUAGUGACUUGAUCGUUUAUGGUGAACCCAAAUGGAAAGCAACCAUAUCUUGUAAACUGUACUUUUAUAAAUCGCUGAGCGCUUAUUAUCAUGGUUUACACCUGGAAGAAGUAAACAGUAUUGGCGAAGCAAUUGCUUUUCUCGAUUUUUCUUUGCAACAAUUGAUUUCAUCCUUUCCAUUCAAAACGUGGUUGUUAGAAUUUAUAGACUUUGAUGGAUUUAAAGAAACCUUAGAGAAAAAACAGAAAGAAUUGAUCAAGGAUAACGAUUAUAUAUAUCAUGAAAAUAUACCAGCAGUUGUACAGAUCGAUUCUAUCAAAGCUCUCGAUGCCAUCAAACCUCCAACAUGGGAGAAAAUAUUAGAGCCGUACAUGGAUAUUGUUGCCAACAAAUGUGACACUAUGUACAAAGGCAUUAUUCCUCUAGAUGUCUAUGAAAAGGAAAGCAUUUACUCGGAAGAAAAAGCCACGUUAUUGAGAAAAGAGGUUGAAGAAACUGAGACAGCAAACUUGGAAUACUCAUCCUUCAUUGAAUUUACAAAUCUGCCAAGACUCUUAAGUGAUCUGGAAAAACAAUUUGGCAACGGAAAUAUUUCUUCAAAUACGGAUGCACAAGGACAAUUAAUGAGGGACCAAAUUCAGGCAUGGUGCAAGUUUAUACAAACAAAUGAAUUCAGGAAUAUAGAAGAACAAAUGAACAAAAUUGUAUCUAAAAGAAAACAGAUUUUGGAUAUCCUUUCUGCCUUACCUGAUGAUCAAAAGGAAAACGUCACGAAACUGAAAUCUUCUCUAGUGGCAGCUUCGAACUCAGAUGAAAAAUUAUUUGCAUGCGUUAAACCUCAUAUUACAGAGAUAAAGCUAGUAUGUGACAAUGGAGAAAUAUGGAAAAAGUUUGACGAAUUCAAUCGCAAUUUACUUCCACAGCCUAGCUUACUGGAUAUUGAUGACACUAAAAAUGAUAAAAUUUUAGACUUGUUGAAACAGGUGAGGGGAUAUGCGGACGAUUUGGGAACAUUGAAGGAGGAACGUUCGAGAAAUUUGUCGGAAUUGAGGGACAAAAUCAAUAGUGAUGAUAUCACAAAAUUAAUAAUCAUCAAUAAGGGAAAAUCGGAUGUUGAACUCAAAGAAUUAUUUGAGACAGAAUUAGAAAAGUUUGAGCCCCUAAGUACAAGAAUAGAAGCGACAAUCUAUAAACAAUCUUCUAUGAUUAAUGAAAUCAAAGCUAAACUAGAUGAAAUUUUUCAUCUUUCAAACUUCAAGGACAAAUCUUCUGGGGAAGACCAACUUUCAAAGGAUCGUAAGAUUUUCUUUGAUAGAUUACAGGAAGCUGUCAAAGCAUUUAGCAUUUUUUCAUCUGAUUUGCCAAAAGGAAUAGGAUUUUAUAAUUCACUUCUGGAUAUGAGUAGAGACUUGGCUGAAAGAGUGAGGGUAGCAAAGCAAAGUGACGUCUCCUCAACAAAUUCUCCUCCACCUCCCCUCCCUCCACUUGACCUGAAAGAAUCUGCUAGUGGAAUUUCCCCAUUACUGCCCCAAAAGAGUGCAGUAUUUCAGCCCUUAUCUCGACAAGGUCUCGAUUUAGAGAGUCGUUUUCAAAAUCUUAGAGUAAGUUCCCAAGGGCCCAGUGUCCCACCAAGAACCUAUGAAGCUUCAUCAUAUUCUGCGGUUCCUAUUAUGCCAGGUCCUCCUAUUCCACCAAAACAUUCGCAAGAGGAGCUCUACGAUUUGAGGAGACGGAAAGCGGUUGAAAAUGAAGAACGUGAAUUGCAAGAGAACCCAACAUCUUUUUAUAACAGGCCCUCUGUUUUUGAUGAAAAUAUGUAUUCCAAAUACAGUAGUUAA